Messenger RNA from Paramisgurnus dabryanus, 6513 nucleotides. Lineage: Eukaryota; Metazoa; Chordata; Actinopteri; Cypriniformes; Cobitidae. The record is from RefSeq and is a predicted model, not a curated record.
GACUGCUGGAGGCGGCCACAGCGCCAUGUUGAACGGAAUCAUCACACUCCGAGGAGAGACUUUCGUCAAAGAGCAGUUGUAAACAGAGUGUUAUUCAUUUCAAAGAGGACAUACCUGCCAAAGAUCGCCCUGGCAAGAAGAGGCGAACUAGGUCCUCGGAAACCCCGACCGGGGAGGGGGAACAACCCCCCAACCUUCAGCAAUGAAGAUAAACCACAAUAAGCGCUAGCUGGCUAACUUUAGCCUGCUAUUCUAUCAAUAAGCUAGCUGUUAGCUCAAGCUUUUCUAUCCGCUCAAACACCGGCAACUUGCUCCUACGAGGCCCGGUCUUGACGUAACACGCCAGCAAUAUUUUUUACGUGCGUUGUUUUUACGCAACUACUUGCUAGCUAAUUUAUUAUUGUAAAUAUCGAAAAGUACGUGUGUGUUUAUUUUUUUUUUGCGAUGAGUUUGCCGCCGAAAGCGGUGCCGAAACCAGCCGCUGCCGCCGCUGGAACUGGACCUGGAACCGGGCCGUCACCCUCAAGCCAGCUGCGGGCCCCCUUGACACCAGUACCACUAUCGCAGGGGCCGCCGGUCGCUCAGCAGCCUCCGCAACUAACGUUACAGCAGACACAAGUUUUCCUUAAUAUCCCUCCUAGGAUUCAAAGACUGCCACCUCUGGAUGAACGAGGCUACCCCACACAGCCCCUCACUCUCUACAAUUUACAGAGACCCCCUGGUCCCUCAUACACACAACAUGAAAUCAACAAGGGACAUCCUAACCUAGCGGCCACACCGCCGGGUCACUCCUCCUCCCCUGGACUUUCUCAGGUAUCAGUUUCAACAGUAUCCACUGCGCAUCUGUAUGGUCCCCCUAAAGGCUGGGAUGCAGGAGGAGGGUCUCCGUACACACCCGGGCAGAAUGCCGGCCAGACCCCUCUGGUCUACUCUCCGCCAACCCAGCCAAUGAACGCACAGCCUCAAAGCCGCCCGUUCGCCCCUGGGCCUCGUCCUACCCAUCACCAGGGAGGAUUCAGACCCAUUCAGUUUUUCCAGAGGGCGCAGAUGCAAACGGCACGGCCCACCAUUCCAAGCAACAAUCCUCCCAUCCGGCCAACGUCUCAAUCCCCCGCGGCAGCGGUCUACACCCCGAAUCAGCACAUCAUGAUGACCAUGACACCCAUGUCCUUCCAUUCCCCACAGACAGCACAGUACUACAUCCCGCAGUACCGUCACAGUGCACCUCCAUAUGUGGGGACGCCUCCACAGUACUCGGUCCAGCCCCCCGGUCCCAGUACCUUCUAUGCUGGACCCAGUCCAGGGGACUUCCCUUCACCUUAUGCAGCGGGACCUUCCUACUAUCCUGGGCAGACCAUGUACACACCAUCUCCACCCAUUAUAGUGCCUACACCACAGCAACCUCCACCUAAGAGGGAAAAGAAAACAAUCCGCAUCCGAGACCCAAACCAGGGUGGGAAGGAUGUCACCGAUGAGAUAUUGUCAGGGGUGGGUGGAAGUCGAAACACAACGCCACCCGUGGGUCGGCCCUCCUCCACACCUACACCUCCACAGUUUUUAUGUCCACACCCUCAUUAUCCUCACAUUUUCUACCUCAAAUCCCAGCAGCUGAACAGCCAGGUAGCAGAUCACGGGUUCAUGUAUAACGUGGAUACCACCCAGCUCCUUCAUGCACCCAUCGACUUGAAAACAGAUGACAAGCCAAAACUUGCCUCACAAAGAACUGCAUCUCCUGCACUGCGGCAGCCAGAAGCUCCUUUGGAGAGAAGAGAUCGCAGCAGCCCACUCCAAGCGCCCACCCCGCCUCAGAAAACUGAGGCUCCCCCCUUGGUCCCAGAAAUGCCCUUAAGUGUAGCUACAGCCCCCAUUCUUUACAUGCCUUCCUCAGCAGUGGACUCGGCUGAAUCCUCAAGCCCAUCAACUGAGCCCAUCCCCGCAAAAGCUAUCACACCAGAACCAGAGAGCUCAGAGGCGGAAAAAUCUUCCUCAGAACAACACUCACCUCAGAGCCUGUCAACAUCCCCAACCCAGACUGAAAAUGCUAUCAACGGGUUGGCGGACACUGAUGCUACUCCCUUGAGUGAAGACUUGGAAUCCCAACCCAGGGAAGCGUCUCCGUUGUUGCCUACUCCCAGUGUGCCCCAGUUGCCCAGCACGGAGCCCGGUCCCAUCACACCAGCACUGGAGGGCGACUCCACAGAGGUGAAGGCUGAUAGUCCUUUGCCUGCUGCUGAGGACAGUGCUGGAUCUUCUGAUGCCCCAUCCCUCCCUGGCUUAACCAUCACCACUACUGCUGCUAUCUUCACCACACCUCCACCUCCAGGCCUCAUACACCCAAGUCAGCUUUCUGCAGGGUCAGGCCUGGUCAGGAGGUCUUCUACAGGGGCAGAGCUCAAAGAAACAGGGAAGGAGACCGAGACCUUUUUGGACAAGAAAGGCGAGCCUUUUUUGCUAUCCAGAAUAAGCUCAAGUCAAGCUACAUCUAGUGCACCAAAGACCUGGAAGAAGCCAAAGGAGGACAUGCCUGUAGAUCAAGAUCAAUGUCCAGACAAAGAGGAGGAAAUGGUUGAGCCUACUGUGGAGACUGUUGAAGAAACCCUCAGUCCAUCUCCCGUGGAGGUGGAGAGGAGGCCGUCGGUAGGAGCGGUGCUCGAGGAGAACGGUGAACAAGAAGCAGAGCCGCUAAGAAAUGGUGCUGAUCACCCCUUAGAAACAGAAAGCACUGAUGGCGUCCACAUUUCAGCUGUCAGAGAGCCUCUGAUCAAAGCAGUGCCACAGCCUGCCGAGAAGAAUGGAAAGAAACAGUAUGAUAGAGACUUCCUGUUGGGCUUCCAGUUCAUGCCUGCAUGCGUGCAGAAACCAGAGGGGCUUCCUCCUAUUUCUGAUGUUGUUUUAGAUAAGAUUAACCAAAACAAGCUGCCCAUGAGAUCAGUAGACCAACGUAUGAUCUCCAGGGGCCCAGACUUCACGCCAGCAUUUGCUGAUUUUGGCAGACAGAUGUCAGGGGGCAGAGGAGCACCGCUGCUAAAUGUUGGCCUGCGGCGGCCAUCUGGGCGCAAGAUCAUUAUGAACUUGCCGGUGAACGAAGAGGUGCAGCUCAGGACAACAGAGAAUGCCUGGAAGCCUGGCAUGAAGCGGGACAGCGUCGCAGAAGAUCCAGAUAUCCUGAAAACUCAAGAGCUCUUCCGAAAAGUACGGAGUAUCCUCAACAAAUUAACACCACAGAUGUUCAACCAGCUGAUGAAGCAGGUGACCGAUCUCACCAUCGACACAGAGGAACGCCUCAAAGGUGUCAUAGAUCUGGUGUUUGAGAAAGCCAUUGAUGAGCCAGGCUUCUCUGUGGCCUAUGGGAACAUGUGCAGCUGUCUGGCCACAUUAAAAGUGCCCAUGACGGAUAAACCCAACAACACUGUGAAUUUCCGAAAGCUGCUUCUGAAUCGAUGCCAGAAAGAAUUUGAGAAGGACAAGGUGGAUGACGAUGCUUUCGAGAAGAAACAUCGGGAACUGGAGGCAGCUACCUCAGCUAGCGAGCGGGAGAGGCUGCGUGAAGAAUUGGAAGAGGCGAAAGACAAGGCUCGCAGACGGUCCAUUGGCAAUAUUAGGUUCAUCGGCGAGCUCUUCAAGUUGCGGAUGCUGACGGAGGCCAUUAUGCACGACUGUGUGGUCAAGUUGCUGAAAAAUCAUGACGAAGAGUCACUCGAGUGCCUCUGCAGGCUGCUCACCACUAUUGGCAAGGACCUGGAUUUUGAGAAAGCUAAGCCAAGGAUGGAUCAGUACUUCAAUCAGAUGGAGAAGAUAGUAAAGGAGAGAAAGACCUCUUCACGUAUUCGCUUCAUGCUGCAGGACAUCAUUGACCUUCGAUUGCACAAUUGGGUGUCUCGGAGAGCUGACCAGGGUCCCAAGACCAUCGAGCAGAUCCAUAAGGAGGCAAAGUUGGAGGAGCAGGAGGAACAGAGAAAGGUCCACCAACAACUGCUGUCCAAAGACAGCAAGAGGAGACCAGUGGUGCAAAGAGAGGAGACCUGGAGCACUGUGCCUAUGACUAAGAACAGCAGGACAAUAGACCCCACCAAAAUUCCCAAGAUCUCCAAGCCAACAAUAGAUGAAAAGAUUCAGCUUGGACCAAGAGCUCAGCUGAACUGGAUGAAGGGCAGCAGUGGAGGGGCUGGAGCCAAAGCCAGCGAAUCAGAUGUCUCUCGCACCAGUGCCACUAGUUUAAACCGUUACUCUCCCCUGCAACCCUCAGCAUCCUCUUUACCCUCUUCAUCCCCAGAUUUCGACAGGAGAGUUCUCGGCAGCCGUGGAAGUUCAGGGCGGGAACGUAACGACAAGCCAAUGAGUGCAGCUCCUGCGCGGACAGGGCUCAUCUUGGUGGGUAGCAGCAAUAAGGAGGCCCCCGAAGAGACGAUCCAGGAAGUGUCCCGAAGAGAUUCGGACACGCCCAAGCUGCCCGCCAGCACUGCAGACAAGAGCCGACUGGACCAUAGCCAAUCCAGAGAGUCUGCUGUUCACUUUGAAGUACUGUCAGGCCCUUCUCCAGAUAAGCCAGCUUUAACAGAAGAGGAGAUGGAGAGGCGGUCCAAGGCUAUAAUUGAUGAAUUUUUGCACAUUAAUGAUUACAAGGAAGCAGUACAGUGUGUUGAGGAACUGGAGCAGCCUGCCAUGCUGUACGUAUUUGUGCGGGUGGGUGUGGAAUCGACCCUGGAGAGGAGUCUGAUUACGCGUGACCACAUGGGUCAACUGCUUUACCAGCUCCUGCAGGCUGGAAUCCUCUCCAAACCUCAGUUCUUUAAAGGGUUCUCUGAAACUCUUGAAUUUGCAGAUGAUAUGGCCAUUGAUGUUCCUCAUAUAUGGCUGUAUCUUGCGGAGCUGGUUACCCCUGUGCUUCGAGAGGGUGGAAUCUCUAUGAGAGAAUUAUUUAGUGAAUUUAGCAAACCAUUACUCCCUGUGGGAAGAGCUGGGAUAUUAUUUUCUGAAAUACUGCACCUUCUAUGCAAACAAAUGAGCCAUAGGAAAGUGGGAUCAUUAUGGAGGGAUUCUGAAUUAAGCUGGGCAGAUUUUAUACCUGAAACAGAGGACGUGCACAGCUUCAUUACAGAACAUAAACUAGAAUUCACAGUUUCUGAUGGCUCAAACCAGACUGAGGCUGUCUCUAAGAGAACACUCUCAAACGAUGAACUAAAUAAACAACUUGAAAAACUACUACUUGAGGAUAUGGCUGGCGAUGAACAAAUCUUCGACUGGGUUGAGGCCAAUCUCGAUGAAUCAGAAAUGAGUUCAUCUCCUUUCCUCAGAGCUUUAAUGACUGCUGUUUGCAAAGCAGCAGUUAAAACCGAGGGCUCCUCUUGCAAAGUGGACACUUCCAUAAUUCAGAGGAGAUUGCCUGUUUUACACAAGUACCUUAACUCGGACACAGAGAGACAGUUACAAGCACUUUAUGCACUUCAAGCAUUUAUAGUACAACUGGACCAGCCUCCAAAUUUGCUUCGGAUGUUCUUUGACUGUUUGUAUGAUGAGGAUGUGAUCUCUGAAGAUGCAUUUUGUAAGUGGGAGGGCAGUAAAGACCCUGCUGAACAGCAUGGAAAGGGCGUGGCCCUAAAGUCAGUCACCGCCUUCUUCACAUGGCUGCGCGAGGCAGAGGAGGAGUCGGAGGACAAUUGACAAAGAAGAGAAACGGACACUUUCGCCAUCUAGUGCUGAAGAGACAGUAGUCGCUAAAUCAAUAACUGCAUCAAAUUGAAAUGUAACAUAACAAGCAACACAUUAUGCAUCAGUCGGGCAGAGUGCAGCCAGAUUUGGAAUGGUACGGUUCACUGACAUGCAACGACCAUGUGAUGACUUAACAGUUGUUGGAGCACUAAAAAAUGUAUUAUUUAUAGAAAUAUUGCAUUUAAGUUUUUUAUUCUUUUCUUUUGUUACUUUUUAAGGAAAGACUUUAAUAAUACAAACGUUCAGCUAUGAAACAAAACAUACGUUCAGACUCGUUAAUUUAUUUUUUUUAAGAGCAGCAUACACGAAAGGGUAUUUAACAUUUGCUGACAGUCACAAUGAACGGUUAUCAACGGAUAUAGAUAUAACAUUAUUAAUUUUAUUAAUAAUAUAAUGACCGUGACAAAUAAUUAAAGAAUUUUCAUGCUGUUUCAAACUGUUCAAGAAUGGUAACCGUUUUAUCUGUUUAUCUGGUUGAGGAUAGUCGAGGCCGGUGUCAAAGAAGGAUCGGCGUUUUAGUGCAAGGUUUAAGGUUGUUAUUUCGAUAACCACACCGAUUGUUCCUCCGCUUCAGCUUGCUCUAUGUGAAACACUUCCUGUAAUCCAGCAGAAACAUGCAGUACUAUGCAUUCAGGGGACUGCUGGGUGUCACAGAACAAGAAAUGAAAGUCCACGAGCAAAGGACAACGUGUACAAAAACACUGAGAUGUUGCAGAACCUAAAGUGCUUGUUAUUCUUCAUACUGAGAGCAACUUUAAAACUUGUAAAUAAAUUAAAGACAAAAAUGAUUCAUAAAAAUGCAAA